Cyclopterus lumpus (lumpfish) is the source of this 1473-nucleotide messenger RNA. RefSeq names its product BTB/POZ domain-containing protein 17-like. The record is from RefSeq and is a predicted model, not a curated record. The transcript is spliced from 3 exons. Bases 1 to 1473 code for a protein of 490 amino acids. Gene Ontology annotation, molecular function: protein binding. NCBI's taxonomy places the organism in Eukaryota, Metazoa, Chordata, Actinopteri, Perciformes, Cyclopteridae.
AUGGUGAAACAAGGUGCUCGAGUCCACGUUGGGAUGCCGGUCCCGGUCCUGAUUCUGGUUCUGGUUCUGGGUCCGCUCCGGGGAGCAGCUGCCGCAGGCUCACUGAAAGUUGACACCACCCAGGACGCCGGCGGUGGUGGUUCUGGCGCGGACACCAUCAGCCACUCGCUGACCCUGGUGCAGCGCCUGGAGGCCCUGCUGCUGCAGGGCAACGGCAGCGACGUGUCCCUGAGGGUGGAGACGCCCAGCGCCGACGAGGUGAAGGUGAUCGCGGCUCACGCGCUGGUGCUGUCACUGCAGAGCGCCGUGUUCGAGGAGCUGCUGCAGAGCCGCAACGGCAGCACGCUGGUCCUGAAGGAGAGCGCCGACUGCGCCGCCGUGUUCGACCGGUUCAUCAGGUACCUGUACUGUGGGGAGAUUUCCCUGCGUCUGGACCACGCCACUCCUCUCCACAAGCUGGCCGCCAAGUACCAGGUGCUGGGCCUCCAGCAGGGCAUCACCCAGUACAUGACCCAGAAUCUGGCGCGGGACUCUCCCUCGGGCCACGUGGCGGGCUGGUACGAGUACGCCCUGCGGGUCGGGGACUCGACCCUGCGGGACAGCUGCCUCCAGUUCAUGGCCUGGAACCUGUCGUCGGUGCUGCGGAGCGGCGAGUGGACGAGCGUCGGCGGCCAGCUGCUCAUGUCGCUGCUGCGGCGCUCGGACCUCGUCCUGCAGAGCGAGAUGGAGCUCUUCGCGGCGCUGGAGGCCUGGAUCGCCCACAACGAGCCGGACGGCCUGACGGCGGAGAACAUGCUGAGGGCCGUGCGCUACGCCAUGAUGCCGCCGCGCGAGCUCUUCCGCCUGCAGACGCACUCGGCGGUCCUGGCUCGCUACCAGGAGUCGGUGCGCGACCUGCUGUACAUGUCCUACCAGUUCCACUCCGCGUCGCCGAUGCACAUGGCCAAGUUCUUCGACGUGAACUGCAGCCUCUUCGUGCCGAGGAACUACCUGUCCCCGCUGUGGGGGUCCCCCUGGAUCAUCGGCAACCCGUCGCGGGACGACCGCAGCACCAGCUUCCAGACCCAGCUGGGGCCCAGCGGCCACGACUCCAGCAAGCGGGUGACCUGGAACGCCAUGUUCUCGCCGCGCUGGCUGCCCGUCGGCAUGAGGCCGACGUACGCGGAGGCCGGCGCCAUGCAGCCGACGCGCGCGGAGGGAGGGCGCCCUCGAAUCAUCGUCACGCCGGCCACGUCCAGCGCGGACUUCGCCGGGGUGAACUUCCAGAAGACGGUGCUGGUGAUGGCUCAGCAGCAAGGGAAGGUGGUGGUGAAGCACGUCUACAACUUCCACCAGAGCACGGAGGAGACUGGGGACUUCCUGGCCGAGGCCGACCUGCACCGCCGGACGUCCGAGUACCUCACGGACAACUCGCUCUUCCUCCACAUCGUGGUGAAGCCGCUGUACCAAACCCUCAUCACCAUCAAGAACUGA